Messenger RNA from Lottia gigantea (owl limpet), 825 nucleotides. RefSeq lists its product as hypothetical. The annotation marks the transcript as partial. The record is from RefSeq and is a predicted model, not a curated record. The transcript has a single exon. NCBI's taxonomy places the organism in Eukaryota, Metazoa, Mollusca, Gastropoda, Lottiidae.
ACCUUUACUCUUACUGGUAAGUUCAUGUCUUAUACUUUUACUGAUAAAUUCAUGUCUUAUACUUUUACUGAUAAAUUCAUGUCUUAUACUUUUACUGAUAAAUGCAUGUCUUAUACUUUUACUGAUAAGUCCAUGUCUUAUACUUUUACUGGUAAGUUCAUGUCUUAUACUUUUACUGAUAAAUUCAUGUCUUAUACUUUUACUGAUAAAUGCAUGUCUUAUACUUUUACUGAUAAAUUCAUGUCUUAUACUUUUCCUGAUAAAUUCAUAUCUUAUACUUUUACUGAUAAAUGCAUGUCUUAUACUUUUACUGAUAAAUUCAUGUCUUAUACUUUUACUGAUAAAUUCAUGUCUUAUACUUUUACUGAUAAAUGCAUGUCUUAUACUUUUACUGAUAAGUCCAUGUCUUAUACUUUUACUGGUAAGUUCAUGUCUUAUACUUUUACUGAUAAAUUCAUGUCUUAUACUUUUACUGAUAAAUGCAUGUCUUAUACUUUUACUGGUAAGUUCAUGUCUAAAUUCAUGUCUUAUACUUUUACUGGUAAGUUCAUGUCUUAUACUUUUACUAGUAAGUUCAUGUCUUAUACUUUUACUGGUAAGUUCAUGUCUUAUUCUUUUACUGAUAAAUUCAUGUCUUAUACUUUUACUGGUAAGUUCAUGUCUUAUACUUUUACUGGUAAGUUCAUGUCUUAUACUUUUACUGAUAAAUUCAUGUCUUAUACUUUUACUGGUAAGUUCAAGUCUUAUAUUUUUACUAGUAAGUUCAUGUCUGAUACUUUUACUGAUAAGUACUUGUCUUAUACUGUCACACAAGUUUACUUGUAA